Carlito syrichta (Philippine tarsier) is the source of this 1706-nucleotide messenger RNA. RefSeq names its product chromosome unknown C11orf24 homolog (gene CUNH11orf24). Bases 269 to 1453 code for a protein of 394 amino acids. Lineage: Eukaryota; Metazoa; Chordata; Mammalia; Primates; Tarsiidae. Gene Ontology annotation, cellular component: Golgi apparatus. The transcript is spliced from 3 exons. The record is from RefSeq and is a predicted model, not a curated record.
AGAGAGUCUGCCUUCGUCUCCCGAGCGCCACAAAGCAUGGCCUGGCCGUGGAGUGCUGCCCCCGCUGCCUCACCCUCUGCAGAGCCCGACCUCGAUGGCCCCACGAGGCCCAGCCCACAGCACUCCAAGGAGGAGGAGGAAGAGGACAGCCCAGCCUGGGAGCGCGCCCUGAGCAGCGGCCUCUGAUCCCGCGGCCAAGCAGAAGGGAGCCGGGGACAGGCUGAGGGGCCUCAGGGACCGCCAGCCUCGCUCCCGGCUCGGCUGCAAGAUGUGGACAGCCCUCCUGCUCGUUUGGAUUUCCUCCUUGUCCUUGUCCGAGAGCCAGGUGGCGCCCAGCGACCCACGCUACUUGCACCCUAAUGAGAUGGGGGGAAGGUUAGUCAGGAAAAACCUACCGUCGGAAACUACCAAUAACAAAACAUCUGAGGCGACGCCCACGGUGACAGCUUCUGUCCCGGUGACCCAAGGGACUUUGGUGGGCAAGCUCAACACUACUGAAGUCCCAGCUGAGGAAACAAACAGGACACAUGGGGCGACUCCCACCACUGCAGGAGGCCUGACUCCCGGCACAGCCUCCAGGGUCUCCGCGACACGUGUGCCCACGUCCACACGACGGGCCCCCCCGGACACCGCCGCUGGGCUUCCGAGUCUCGGCACACCCCAUGCACCAGUGCCAAGGGCCAGCGCCUUGCCGAGGACAUCCGCCCCAGUGACACUGGCCACGCCCGCUCAGACGGUGGCCGCGACGACGGCAGAUGCAGGCCGGCCCACGGGCCCUCGUGAGCCUUCCGAGCACAGUCCCGGGGCCUCCACAGCAAGCCCCACGCCCCCCAUGAGGCCCCCGACGCAGGGUCCCACUGCCCAGCGUUCCACAGACCAGACUGUGCGUGAUACAAGUAGGCUCACGUCCACCCCCUCAAGCUCGACCCCCGAGCCCACCACCACCCCCUCCGUGGCUUUGGUGUCCUCGACAGCGGUGACCACCACCCAAGCACAAGCCGAGGCGCCCGCGGCCAGCACAGUGCCAGCACCUCCCACCAGCCCAGCCCCUGGGGUGGAGGCCACGCCCCCCACGACACCACCAAGCCCUGCGCCAUCCACCUGGGGCGCCGACAGGCCGGGCAUGGCCCAGACACCCGAGCAGGACACCAAAGCCCCUCUGGGUCCUGCUUCCUCCGGGCCAGCGCCCGGGAGCUCAGGGGCCCCGAGGAUGCCGGCCACGGACCCAUGUCAGCUCAGCACCCCAGGGCAGUACCUGCUGGUCACCACCCAGCCCCUGGCCGAGUCCACGGUGGACAAGACUUUCCUCCUGGCCGUGCUCUUGCUGGGUGUGACCCUUUUCAUCACGGUCCUGGUCCUGUUUGCCCUGCAGGCCUACGAGAGCUACAAGAAGAAGGACUACACCCAGGUGGACUACCUGAUCAACGGCAUGUAUGCGGACUCGGAGAUGUGAGCGGGCGGCUGGGCCCUGCCUCCUCGUGCCUCCGAGACCGAUCCAAGUGCUUCCAGAUCCUUCCGGUGCAGCUUAGGAGAUCCGCCAGAUGCUUCCACACAUUUAACUGCUGUCAGAUGAACUUGUGAGCACUAAAGAGUUGCUGCUUUUUUCAUAUUUAUUUUUGUAAACGACCUGGGGCGGGGCGGGCGGGGCAGUAGGCCCUGGAGCUCCUGGGUGUUGGGUGCUGACCGGAUUAAAGCAAUGACCGCCC